AUGACCUCGAACGAUGAGAGUCCCCGUGAGUCCGAGGGGGAGGGUAAAGAUGAUAUCGACUCUCUUAAUCCGGCCAGCAGCAUCUCUGGCAAGCGCCAGCGCAAGACCAAAUCAACGGCAUAUAUCGAUGACCUUGUCGCCGAAAAUCAGCGGCUCCGUAAUAGUCGGGAUACGGACACCAAAGUUCGGCCUGAACUCGGCGCACCGGAGGCUCCAAUUGCCCCUACCAAUGGCCAAGCUGAACCUACCUCGACCCUUCAAGGGACCCUGUUGGAGGAACGUCCCUGGUUCUUUGACAUGAACGUUCUUCACACACCGGUAUUGAUCGGUGAAGCAUCAGAUGCCGCCUUUGCCACGCGUUUCCGUCAAGCCAUCUCAGAGCCUGGACACAGCCAUAUUCCCAGAGUCAAUUACGCACCGGAUGAUAGACUACUUACCCUCUCUGAUGCCGACUGUCCCUGGCCUAUUCCUUCUCGAGCACGAUUGUUGGUCAAUGUCGCCCUCAAGUAUGUCAGUCGCUGCUAUCAUAUCGUUCGCAAAAGUCAGAUCCUUGAAGGGCUUGAGCAGACGAUCCAAAACCCACAUUCCACCGAUUCACUUCUAAAGAGUAAACUAUGGGCCCUGCUUGCCAUUGGGGAGAUGUACUCGACAAGGACGGCGGCAAAAGAAAAGAACUUUCCGGGAAUGUGCUAUUUUGCUCGGGCGACUCGUGUGCUCCGGAUCAUCAGUGAACGGCCGAGGAUUGAUGCUAUCGAGAUCAGGUUGCUUCUGUCCUUUUACUCUCUUGCACUCAACCGUCGGUACACGGCAUACGCUCUGGCCGGUUCUUCAGUUCGCCUUUCUGUAGUCAUGGGACUACACCUUAACGUCCCCGAAUCUCAACUAAGGGAUGCUGCUGCCAGAGAACACAGGAAUCGAGUGUGGUGGACUGCAUACAGCUUCGAUCGCAUGUGGGCAUCAAGGCUUGGUCAUCCAGUUGCGAUACAAGACAACGACAUAGAAGUUGACUUCCCUUCGGACCCGGUUUUGGAUACACCAUCAGACGACUUUGCAGACUCGGCAUACUUUAUCGCAAGUAUUCGAUUGGCUCGCCUCGCCUGGCGGGUCAUCAACUCGAUUUAUACGCGAAGGCCUCAGCAAAAGACUUUAUCUCAGAGAGUGCAGGAAGCUCUGAGAGAUCUGCGCACCUUUGUGGAAGAGUUGCCACCUCAUCUACACAUUGAGUCGACGGACGGCCCUGAACCAAGUCCCAAGCCUCUCUCCCUACACCUUUACUUCAACCAGGUCGCCAUCACUUCCACUCGACCUAUUCUUCUCCACGUCCUAAGAACUCACGUCGCCGCUUGGGAGACGCAGCCAAGGACAGAACCCCAAAUUCCUGCCUCUGCUGUCACCCUGUCGGAGGCUUGUGUGAGGUGUGCACGACACUCGUGCCGUCUACUAAUUGAGUGCUGGAUUGAUGGAUCCUUUGCUACGUUUGACUACUUUUAUACCCAAUAUCUCUUUGCUGCCGCUACUGUUCUGGCUAUUUCGAGCCUCCUUGACGGCAAAGAGUGUCGAAGCGACAAAGAACAGUUCGAGUCGGCCGCUCAGUUCCUGGCUCAGCUGAAAGAGAACGGCAACUUUGCUGCCGAGGAGUUCUGUCGACAUUUAGAUGCCAUGAAAAUUUGCAUGGCGGCAGUCCAGUCACGCAGAGGAGACUUUACUAUACCGGAUGCCAACCUCAUACAACUAGAUGGUAUCGACGUUAGUCAAGCACUCACGGCAGCCAAUCCCACAGCAGGCAUGGCAUUGUCGGAGCCUUCACUACAGGAGCUCCUGUCUCAGCCGGUUCUAGAUUUGCAGUUCAUCGAUGCAUCGAUGUAUCAUGAUAAUGCACAGGGACUGUACUGGCCAGACAUCAGCCCCGAGAGUUGGACGACCAACGCGUGGACACCGAAUUAAUACGUUUUCAACCAAAAGUCGAUUUUUUGUUUAGGAGGUAGUUUGUUCUUUUUAACGCAGACAUGUUGAGAUGAUUGAAUUCCAACUCUGUGCGUCUUUUUUG
Fusarium vanettenii 77-13-4 is the source of this 2047-nucleotide messenger RNA. RefSeq lists its product as uncharacterized. Bases 1 to 1944 code for a protein of 647 amino acids. Gene Ontology annotation, molecular function: zinc ion binding; sequence-specific DNA binding. Gene Ontology annotation, biological process: positive regulation of transcription by RNA polymerase II; DNA-templated transcription. Lineage: Eukaryota; Fungi; Ascomycota; Sordariomycetes; Hypocreales; Nectriaceae. The transcript is spliced from 4 exons. Gene Ontology annotation, cellular component: nucleus. The record is from RefSeq and is a predicted model, not a curated record.